ACGUUUUUGGAGCAUUAAUUGUUUAGAGUUCCCUUGGUUAAAUCAACUUAUGCAGGUUCGAUUUUCUGGCUUUUCUCUUCUCUCUUUACUCCAUCUCAUUUCCUUCUUAUCAUAGAAAUUUGAUAGCUAUUGUAGGCAAGUAUUUUCCAGCAUCAAUAGAGACCAUGAUCAUGGGCUUUAUCUUCCUUCCAAUGUUGUUGAUGCAAUGCUUCAUGGCUGCCUUAGCCAUGUCUCAACCAAACUUGACAACAGACCAAUAUGCCCUUCUUCAAUUCAAAGCUUACAUCACUUCUGAUCCUUCGAAUAUCAUGUCCUCCAAUUGGUCCUCUUCUGCCACCUCAAUCUGUAAUUGGGUUGGUGUUUCCUGUGGUGCUUUUCAUAGUAGAGUCACAGCCUUGGAUCUUCCAAACAUGAAUCUCACUGGCAGCCUCCCUCCUCACUUGGGAAACCUCUCAUUUCUUGUUUCUAUCAACUUGAGUGGAAACAGCUUUAAUGGCCAUUUGCCUCCAGAAUUAGGGAUGCUACAACGUUUAAGGUUCAUGGACUUGAGCUUCAAUUUUCUUGACGGAUGCAUCCCAGAUGAGAUUUGGUUGCUUUCAAAGUUGGAGAUUUUUAGAUUAGGAUGCAAUCGGCUUACUGGAACUAUAUCAAGAAAUAUUGGGAACUUAACAAAGUUAAGGAUAAUAUAUCUUGGAACAACAAAAAUAAGAGGGGAAAUACCAAAGGGGAUAGGUAAUCUUCAUAAUUUGGAGAAACUUUCAGUAGGAAAUGCAAGCCUAUCGGGUCUUAUUCCGCCAAAUAUCUUCAAUAUCUCUUCUUUAAGAUGGAUUUAUCUUUACACAAAUAACCUAUUUGGUACCCUUCCUAUUGAGUUGUGCUACCAUCUGCCAAAUCUUGAGGAGCUUUAUUUGCAUAAGAAUCAAUUAAAUGGCUCAAUUCCCUCAAGUAUACAUAGAUGCAAGAAGCUUCAGUGGUUGACUCUAAGCAUUAAUAGAUUCACCGGAUACAUCCCAAGAAGCAUUGGGAACUUGUGUGAACUAACUGAAAUAUAUCUCAAUGACAAUGAGUUUAAAGGGGAAAUACCAGAGGAGAUUGGUAAUCUUCAUAAUCUGGAGAUACUUUCAGUAGGAAAUGCAAGCCUAUCAGGUCUAAUUCCACCAAAUAUCUUCAAUAUCUCUUCCUUAAGAUGGAUUUAUCUCUUCGCAAAUAACCUUUCUGGUACCCUUCCUAUUGACUUAUGCUACCACCUGCCAAAUCUUGAGGAGCUCUAUUUGCAUAAGAAUCAAUUAACUGGCUCAAUUCCCUCAAGCAUAGGCAAAUGCAAGAAGCUUCAGCUGUUGGUUUUAGAAACUAAUAGAUUCACCGGAUACAUUCUAAGAAGCAUUGGGAACUUGUCCGAACUCACUAAAAUGUAUCUUACUUUCAAUGACUUGGAAGGUAAAAUACCAGAGGAGAUUGGCAACUUACCCUUGAGGUUUUUGGAUAUGGGAUUCAACUUCUUGACCGGUUCCAUUCCUCCCAUGAUCUUCAACAUCUCAACCUUGGAAAUCUUUUACUUAGUAAAAAAUAACCUUUCAGGUCAUCUUCCUUCAACCCUUGGACUUGGGCUUCCAAAGCUUAUUGAGCUAGCACUGUCAAAUAAUAAACUUAGUGGCAAUUUUCCAAGUUCUAUCUCCAAUUCUUCCCAGCUUACCAUUCUAGACAUAAACUAUAACUCAUUCUCUGGCCUUUUCCCCAAUUCACUUGGCAAUCUAAGAUUACUUAAUUGGCUUGGCCUUGUUGGAAACAUGUUCUCUAAACUAUCCACUUCAGAAAGAAGCUUUCUCUCUUCUUUCAUAAACUGUAGAUUUUUGACACGUCUAGAAAUAUCGUCUAAUUCAUUGACUGGUGUCCUUCCAGAAAUUGGCAACUUGAGCAACUUGAUAAGUUUGGCUCUUUAUGGUAAUGAUUUGGCUGGACCAAUUCCAGCAACAAUUGGAAGAUUGCAACAGCUCGAAGAUUUUGGAAAUCUAAAGGUUUUGAUCAACAUGGAUUUAUCUAGAAAUCAAUUAUCAGGCAAUUUGCCUAGCAGCAUUGGGGAUCUCAAAGAUCUAACUUAUCUUUCCUUAGCAGAAAAUGCAUUAGAAGGUAACAUUCCUCAAUCAUUUGGUGGCAUGGUAAGCUUGGUCUUCUUGGAUCUUUCUAACAACAUUCUUUCUGGAGUGAUUCCUAAGUCUUUGGAAGGGCUCUCCCAUCUCAAAUUCUUCAAUAUAUCUUUCAAUAGAUUUGAAGGAGAAAUCCCAAGCAGAGGAUCAUUCAAAAACUUGUCUGCUCAAGCAUUUAUGGGAAACACUGCCCUCUGUGGUUUGCCAAGAUUUCAAGUGCCUCCAUGUAAGUCCAAGUCCCACAAAAAAUCCAUGCAUGUGCUAAGACUAGUGUUGCCACUUGUAGCAGCUACCAUAUUGAUACUUUCCCUUAUCAUCAUCAUCACCUUCAAAAGACAAUAUAAAUCAAAAGCAAAAUCCUCAGAUGAAGAAAUUUUGCCAAGUCUACCAAAUUGGAAAAGAAUUUCAUACCUGGAGCUUCAACAUGCAACUGACAAUUUUAAUGAAAGAAACUUACUUGGCAUAGGGAGUUUUGGGUCAGUGUACAAUGGAACACUUCCUAAUGGAAUGAACAUUGCAAUAAAGGUCUUCAAUCUACAAGUAGAGGGUGUGCUCAAGAGUUUUGACACAGAAUGUGAAGUACUGUGCAAUAUUCGCCAUCGAAAUUUGGUCAAAAUCAUUAGCAGUUGUUGUAAUGAAGACUUCAAGGCCUUGGUGCUUGAGUUCAUGCCUAAUGGGACCUUGGAGAAGUGGUUAUAUUCUGAUGGAUAUUGUCUAAAUAUCCUCCAAAGAUUGAAUAUAAUGAUUGACGUGGCUUCUGCUCUAGAACAUCUCCAACAUGGACAUUCAAUUCCAAUCAUUCACUGCGAUUUGAAACCUAGCAAUGUGCUACUUGAUGAAGAUAUGGUUGCACAUGUGGGGGAUUUUGGCCUUGCGAAGCUUCUGGGAUAAGGGGCAUCUGUAAUUCAAACAAUGCAAAUUGCCACUAUAGGCUACAUGGCACCAGGUUAUAAUUUAUUUUUCCCCUUUCUUUUUACUUGUUUACUAUUUAAUUUACUUGUGUGAAGAUAAAUUUAAUUGUAUCUAUUAUAAUUUGAUACAGAGUAUGGAUCUUUGGGAAUGGUUUCUGCAAAGGGGGAUGUUUAUAGCUAUGGCAUUUUAGUCUUGGAGACAUUCACAAGAAAGAAACCGACAGACAAAAUGUUUGCUGGAGAAAUGAGCUUGAAGGCGUGGGUGAAUGAAUCAUUAUCUCAUUC
Messenger RNA from Rubroshorea leprosula, 3340 nucleotides. NCBI's taxonomy places the organism in Eukaryota, Viridiplantae, Streptophyta, Magnoliopsida, Malvales, Dipterocarpaceae. The record is from the annotation of a GenBank genome assembly.